AUAGAUGUUUGGAUUAUUUUAACAAUGUAAUUUGCGUUUAAAUCAAAACGCCAAAGCGCGUCGAAUUCAAAGGCGAUCGUGGCGCUGAAAUGCAAUGCUCGAGCUCAAUUCUAUUUCUGAAGUUUAUAAACCGUGAUCAGAAUCGAAAUCUAAAGCGUGUGAAGACACUUUCAGCGUGUGAAGAACCAGUGUUACAGGAGAUAUCCAGUCGUUUCAAUGCAUUCAUUCAUUUUAAUUCACAAUAAAGCCAAGGACUCUUCGAACAGAGGCCAUCAGUAGCCGAUCUUUCACUACAACAGAAACAGAAAACACGCAGAUCACAAACCGAGUUUAGCGAGUGACCAUGAUCAUCGCGUCGCGUUCUGUUCGAGACUAGCCGUGUCUUCUCCAUGUGUCAGAAAUGAAGGAAAAGUCCAAGAAUGCUGCGAAGACACGAAGAGAAAAAGAAAAUGGAGAAUUUUAUGAACUGGCCAAACUGUUGCCGCUGCCCUCGGCCAUCACAUCUCAGCUGGACAAAGCGUCCAUCAUCAGACUGACCACAAGCUACCUGAAGAUGAGAGCCGUGUUUCCAGACGGGCUCGGAGAGGCCUGGGGUCAGUCAGCGAGGGUCAGUCCUCUGGACAUCAUGGCCAAAGAUCUGGGAUCACACCUGCUGCAGACGCUGGACGGGUUUGUGUUUGUCGUCGCGCCUGAUGGUAAAAUCAUGUACAUUUCAGAAACAGCUUCGGUACAUCUGGGUUUGUCACAGGUGGAACUGACCGGUAACAGCAUCUUUGAGUACAUUCAUCCAUCAGACCACGACGAGAUGAGCGCCGUGCUGAGCGCACACCAACCGCUGCAGCCACACUUCCUGCAGGAGCUGGAGCUCGAGCGCUCGUUCUUCCUGCGCAUGAAGUGUGUUCUGGCGAAGCGGAACGCGGGACUCACGAGCGGCGGUUAUAAGGUGAUCCACUGCAGCGGUUAUCUGAAGCUCCGUCAGCUGCUGAUGGACAUGCCUCUGUUUGAGUCGUGCUAUCAGAUCGUGGGGCUGGUGGCGGUCGGUCAGUCUUUUCCUCCCAGCGGCGUCACCGAGAUCAAACUCCACAGCAACAUGUUCAUGUUCCGCGCAAGUCUGGACCUCAAACUCAUCUUCCUGGACAGCAGGGUGGCUGAGUUAACGGGUUACGAGCCGCAGGAUUUGAUUGAGAAGACUCUCUACCAUCACGUCCACGGCUGCGACGUCUUCCACCUGCGACACGCGCAUCAUUUACUGCUGGUGAAGGGGCAGGUCACCACCAAGUACUACCGAAUGCUGGCCAAACACGGCGGCUGGGUUUGGGUGCAGAGCUGCGCCACCAUCGUUCACAACAGCCGCUCAUCUCGGCCACACUGCAUCGUCAGCGUCAACUAUGUCCUCACCCAUGUGGAAUAUAAACAGAUGCAGCUCUCUCAGGACCAGAGCAGAUCCAGACCGUCUCUCUCAUAUAAGACCUCGAGUCUGGUGGUUCCUCAGGACUCACGCAAACAGCUGAAAGCCAAAGCAGCCAAAAUCCAAAGCAAACCCAAAGCUCCCCCGUAUCCACAGGUAAGAGCGCUCGCAGGCUCACCCGGGAACGGUUUCCAGACCUCUCUGCAUGCUGAUGAAGCGGAGUGUCCUUCGUGGAAGUCGAGUCCCUGCAGCCUGCCAUCCUGUCAGCAGCAGAUGCACAUCCCCGAGCCGUCCUACACACACACACCUGCGCAGACACACCUGUCCCGCAGGGAAACACCCUGGAGCUGCGUACACUCAGGUUCGGCGGGUGAUGCAUUCACAGCCCAGCUGCUGCAGAGUGGCUACAGACCCGGCGGGGCGUUUAAAGAGGAGUCGGGUCAGAACCGCAGCAGCAGAGAGCAUCAGACGCUCCAGGGCUUCGGCCAGAACAGAGAACUCUCAGAACAGAUCCACACAGAGGACAAGAGACUCCUGGUGUCCCAGAGCAGAGUCUCUCUCAACCUCCAGCACGUCUGGGCCAAACACGUCCCAUCAGGACCCUACACUCUCAGCCACUUAACGGAUGGGUACCGGGCCGAGGAGGUGCACCGGACCCAGAGCACCGCUGGCCCUCAUUACAUCAGCACCUCCGUCAUCAUCAGCAACGAGAGGUGACCGGCUUCACUUCUGCAGAACCACAGAGCAUCUGUUCACACACGCAGCAGCAAGACUGAGCAAGACAUCCGGAGUACAGAGGAGGACACGGUUCAGUCAUCAAGGCCUCCAGAUGAACCUUAUAUGUGACCCUGGACCACAAAACCAGUCGUAAGGGUCCAUUUUUGAGAUACACCAUCUGAAGCUCAAUAAAUCAUCUCUCCAUUGAUGUGUGGUUUGUUAGGAGGACAAUAUUUGUCUGAGAUACAACUAUUAGAAAAUCUGAAAUCUAAAUAUUGAGAAAAUCAUCUUUAAAGUUGUUAAAAUGAAGUUCUUAACGAUGCAUAUUACCAAUCAAAAAUUAAGUUUUGAUAUAUUUACUGUUAGGCUUCUUCAUUGACCAUGAUCUUAAUUUAAUAUCCUAAUGAUUUUUGGCAUAAAAGAAAAAUGUAUAAUCUUGA
This is a messenger RNA of Carassius auratus (goldfish), 2565 nucleotides long. Its product is annotated as single-minded homolog 2-like. Gene Ontology annotation, molecular function: protein dimerization activity; DNA-binding transcription factor activity, RNA polymerase II-specific; RNA polymerase II transcription regulatory region sequence-specific DNA binding. The coding region runs from base 401 to 2125 and encodes 574 amino acids. Lineage: Eukaryota; Metazoa; Chordata; Actinopteri; Cypriniformes; Cyprinidae. The record is from RefSeq and is a predicted model, not a curated record. Gene Ontology annotation, biological process: regulation of transcription by RNA polymerase II. The transcript has 10 exons. Gene Ontology annotation, cellular component: cytoplasm; nucleus; transcription regulator complex.